Messenger RNA from Branchiostoma belcheri (Belcher's lancelet), 2736 nucleotides. RefSeq names its product alpha-(1,3)-fucosyltransferase 7-like. Lineage: Eukaryota; Metazoa; Chordata; Leptocardii; Amphioxiformes; Branchiostomatidae. Gene Ontology annotation, molecular function: alpha-(1->3)-fucosyltransferase activity. The transcript is spliced from 2 exons. The coding region runs from base 383 to 1744 and encodes 453 amino acids. The record is from RefSeq and is a predicted model, not a curated record. Gene Ontology annotation, cellular component: membrane.
UAUUGUUUAGAUGUAGAUGUAUCUGUCUAAUUCGCGCCUGCGCUCUAAUCAGGUGAUGAACCGAACCCGUCUAUCCGGAUUGACAACUCCAGCGCUUCUCCUGUUCCACGUCUGCUCCACGCCAACCGUCGCCCGGAUGGUUUUCACUACUUAGCUGCGCUGUCUUUCAGCCUAUCCCUGCAUCCACUCGGAGCAGCACUCAGGAACAGCAAUCAGGAACAGCACUCGACCUCAGAAACAACACCCAGGAACAGCAGCCAGAAGGAGUAGUUUGAAUCGUUGAAACGUUGUUGUAUUAUGUUGUCUUAAAACAUCCUACCGUAUCAGCGAAUGCUAAACAUUUCCUUCUACGCGAUUAAUUACCUUCACGUCAACUUCAAAAAUGAUCACCACGAAGUUUCAGAAAGAGUAUGCCCUCUUGGAGAAAACCCAACGGUUUUUUAUGUUAUCCUUCUUCGUGUAUAUCGUGAUCGUCGCGGGCAGCUAUAUACAAAUACCGGGAAGCCUAAAUGUUGGUUACAAAAGGAAUGGUGCUUUCUACUAUGGAGUUGAAAACGUGUCUUUUACUCGUAUCCAGCGUUCAGCACUCCCAAGAUACGAUCACUUCGUUUCUUCUGGCUCUGUGGACCAGCUGGCAAUGUUCUAUUCAACCUGGAAGGUAGAGCCCUCGACCCUGCCAGUGAAGAAGUCACCGGACCGCAAAAAAAUCAUCAUUUGGAAUCCGACUUCCAUAUGGCCGACUCCAAAGGCGAUACCGUGUCUCUCUAUGCCUCAGUGUGAAUUCAUUAAAAAGACCAAACGAAGAAGAAGAGGAAAAUUUCAGACUGAAGAUGCUGAUGCCAUCAUCUUCAGAGGAAUCUUCGGAAUACCUAAAGUCUACAGCAGGAACUGGUUUCCAAAGACACGGCCUGAGCAUCAGAUCUGGAUAUACUUUCCGUUUGACUGCCCGCCUAUUACAAGAGGCAUCGACUUGAUUUCUUACGGAGGCGUCUUUAACUGGACCAUGUCGUACAGAAACGAUUCCGACAUCCUCGCGCCAUGGGGCCAUAUCACUCCGGUUUACAAAGCACUAGCUGAAAACCCACCUGCUCCAAACAAAGAUUACGCAAAACAGAAAAACAAACUCGUCAUAUGGUACGUGAGUGAUUGCUACAAAUACAUGACUCGGUUUGUCUAUGCUGCUGAACUCAGUAAGCACAUCCAAGUAGACGUUUUUGGAGUCUGUGGAAACGUUAGCGGCUCAUGUCCGAAGAAUAGAACAGAUAGGUCAUGCAUAAAGGAGCAUGUGCGUCCGUACAAAUUCUACUUGGCAUUUGAAAACUUUAAAUGCGUUGAGUACAUAACGGAAAAAUUCUGGCAUAAUUCCGUUGAUUACGAUAUCGUUCCGAUCGUACUCGGGCCUUCAAAGGGAGACUAUGAGAGAGUUGCUCCACCAAACUCCUUCGUUCAUGUCGAUGACUUCGAAUCCCCUGAGGCAAUGGCAAACUACCUAACGUAUCUUGACCACAACGAUGAGGAGUAUAACCGAUACUUUGCUUGGAAAACCAACCCACCAAAAAACCUCCCCGACUUUGAAUCCAGAUUUUGUGAAGUAUGCAAGAAACUUCUCCAGGCUUCCCCGACAGAACGAAAAGUAUACACGGAUGUAGAGAGGUGGUGGAAGGGGGGCAACUAUGAGUUCUGUGAACCAAUCGUGUGGGAUGGUCCACUUAGAGGUAAAAAGAAUGCAGCACAUUUUCCCUAAUGUCUUACGAAGCAAAUACGGUUUGUAGUACUACGUGCGAGGACAUUUAUGAAGGUUAUACAAAGGACACGUUUCCUGUCCGGACCCCGUCCGGGCUGUUUGCAUAAUCGAAAAAUAAACAAUUGAUAUCAACGCUAUACACAUUCGUGCAAAAUUGUUCAACAUUAUGUGUUUUUUGUUGUCUUUCAUGGAAGAACUUUAUCGACACAACAAAAGUUCAGCGACUUUCGUAAGGUCUACUCGUACAGUGAUGUACGUGGGUACAAAAGAAUCGACCUACAUACAAGACUAUGAAAGACCCAACAUGCUGAAUUUGGCAUGUAACUUAUAUACUACUUGUUCUAAGGUCUAAACAUUCUCCCGGUUUGGACUUUGUGUGACCUUGGUAUUACACAUCAAGGUAGAAGAAGUCAACCAGAUCGAGUCUCUUAUUGAAGAGUUAGAAAUUUCAGAUGAUAUCCACGAUCUCUUAUAAGUGACUGAGUAUGAGUCUGAAGACAAUUCUAAGAAUGUAACUGGUAUAUAAACGGUUGCCUGGAUUACUGUGUAAAUAUGUUAUUGAAGAAAGCUAAAUACUAUCAGUCCUUGUUACUAUUCUGUCUCCGGGGUCGGCAGCGCACGGCCCCACAUACCAAAUACAUGCAGGUCUCUUUCUUUCUUGUGGGUUACUAAAGUCUCCGAUUUAAUCAAUUCACCACUAAAUGAAAUUAUUUGAAACUAGAAACUUAACAUUUGCAAAGCAAAUGCACUAUGUUCACCUUCACAUGGCCCAGCUCAACAAACUACUGCUUUGUUUGUUCUUUAUUCUCACUCAAAAACCUGCAUACAUAUAUAAUAACCAUGCAGGCACUUGAAUGGCACUUGAAACAUGAUGUAAUCCAACACCAGUUAGUUACCAUGGUGACAGAUGUCUGGUCCUGGUAAUUGACCAUAUUUGCUUGGAACGGAAGAAGAAGAAAAAAAGAAACUGGGAAAAAACAAUGUUUUCCUUG